CUACGUGCGCAUGCGCGUAGCUGGAGUCCAGUUCUGUACUUUUUAUUUUGAGCUGCCGUGUUGUCGUGUGCGUGUGAUUAAUUCACGUCUAAUUCACCAUUGCCUUCUUUUAUUUGACAUGUUUUUAAUGUUUUCGUCCAAGUGAGCUGAGCGGCCGCGGUUGUUUUUUCGCCCUGCGCCGGAGGAGUCAGACUAUGUCGACAAAUAAAACAAAGAAAGUCAAAAUGGCUACUAAAUCGUGUCCAGAAUGCGACCAACAGAUUCCCGUGGCCUGCAAGUCGUGCCCGUGCGGUUAUGUGUUUAUUAGCAGGAAGCUCCUCAACGCCAAGUCAAACGACUGCUCGUCACCAAACGCCGCAGAAGACAAGCUGGACUCCAAGCGGCGGAGGACAGAGCGCAUCCGCAAGGAUCGUACGGACUCUCCUUUGACCAACGACGCGGAGAACAGGAGGAGAUCCCGAGCCAACAGUCAGUCGGACCCCAUCAGGCGGGGGCGGGGCCGACCCAAGACUGUGGGCGUGAAGAAGCAGGAGGAGGACAAAGACAAACAAGAGAAGGAAGUGGACGUCUACGCGGGCCUCUCAGACGAGAAGGCCUUCGUCUUCUCCGUGGCCUUAGCCGAGAUCAACCGCAAGAUUCUUGGUCAGACACUCAUCUUGUAGCGUCGCCGAGGAGCACCAAAGACAACCUUUGGAGGGACAAGGACCUUGAAUUUAGGACAGGACGCAUUGGUGUGCUUUUGAAAUAAACUGGCAAUGUUUCACCUUCACCUCAACGAGAAGACCACAGCUUCUCUUCUUUUCUUUCCACCAAACGUGGAACACAAGACGUGGAAGUAUCACACCAUACUCACGCUUGACGCGCUCACACUCAGCAUUCACGCUACGUUACUGCAAUUUCCCUGACUUUGUGGAUGAUUUCCAGUCUUAUUUAGGCCUGAUUGUUUCUGCUGUGAGUUAAUUACUUGCUAAGAGGAGCAAUUGCAUCAAUUAACCGACAUGUCUUUAUUACAUACAAAAGUGUAGUUGUAGGUAAGCGAGAGUGCUGUGGGUUUGACUUUGGGGAUUAUUUGCAGUCUUAUUGUGAGUCCUGAUUGCUUCUUCUGUGCAUUAAUUACUUGCAAAGAGGAGAGAUCACAUGAAUUAAAAGACACAUCUGUGUCAAUCACA
This is a messenger RNA of Dunckerocampus dactyliophorus (ringed pipefish), 1169 nucleotides long. It is a transcript of the gene hdip1, whose product is annotated as chromosome 3 C16orf87 homolog. Bases 195 to 662 code for a protein of 155 amino acids. The record is from RefSeq and is a predicted model, not a curated record. The transcript is spliced from 4 exons. NCBI's taxonomy places the organism in Eukaryota, Metazoa, Chordata, Actinopteri, Syngnathiformes, Syngnathidae.